AGGUUCUAGAUAUUGAUCUAUCGUGGAGAAUGCACAAAGCAUCUGAUGGUCAGAGAAGAAGGGUGCAAAUUUGUAUGGGUCUCCUACAACCAUUCAAGGUUCUUUUGCUUGAUGAAAUCACGGUUGACCUAGAUGUCCUUGCAAGGGCUGACCUUCUGAGAUUUCUCGAGAAAGAAUGCGAAGAGCGAGAUGCUACAAUAAUCUAUGCAACACAUAUAUUUGAUGGUCUUGAGAAUUGGCCAUCUCAUAUUGUUUACGUGGCUCAUGGGAUGUUGCAACUAGCAAUGCCAAUGGAUAAAGUUAAGGAGAUUAGCAAUAUGUCACUAAUGAGAACAGUAGAAAGCUGGCUGAGGAAAGAAAGGAAUGAGGAACAGAAAAGAAGAAAAGAGAGAAAGGCACAUGGGCUUUCAGAGUUCAGAAAACAAGUUGAGGGCACUCGUGUGACUGGGGAUCCAGCCCUUGCAGCUGUCCGUACAUUGAACAAUGGUUGGGCUGCUGGAAGGCUGCAUUCUACGAUUGCUGGGGAAGAAAAUUUUGUCUUCAGCUCAAACAGGGUUCUUCGACAGUAGUCUAGCGCAACUCAACACUACGCCUCUACAAUUUCUGGACCUUACUGGUAGAACAGUCAACCACCCAAAUGAAUCCUUUUGCUAACCUUAUCUUCUGUCACAAUUUGCUUAAAGUCAUACGCAAUAGAGUCUCAAAAUAGGAUUCUUUGUUGUAGUUAGUCCAUAUCUCUGAAUUUAUGAUGUCCUACUAGUGCAAUUAUAGUUUUUGCUUAUUAAAGCUUGUAAGGAAAUAUUUCUCAUUAUAAAUGUUAUAUCAUGCAUUUUUAAUCCCACAAUUGUGCCAAUUUAGAAGGCAGUAGAGUACCAUGUCUGUUGUCGUAGUGGAACUAACAGCUGCAUCAGGACAAGUGUAUUAUCUGAAAUAAGUGUACUGAU
This is a messenger RNA of Ilex paraguariensis (yerba mate), 944 nucleotides long. The record is from the annotation of a GenBank genome assembly. Lineage: Eukaryota; Viridiplantae; Streptophyta; Magnoliopsida; Aquifoliales; Aquifoliaceae.